ACCGCACUUUAUACCUUCUUCGGUAACCCCCUUAUAUUCCCCCUCUUCCCCUCUCCGAUCUCCACCCACGCACCCAACCACCCCUUUUUUUUUUUUGUUUUCCCUUUUCUCUCUUUCUUUUUUUUUUCCUCGAUCUUUUCUCUCGUCCAAUUUUAGAGCGGCGCUACUACUACUACUGUAAUGAUGAUGAUGAUGAUGGAAAAAUACGGUGGUGGCAAAAUUAGCAGGAACGGUAACAACAGUAGUAAUAACGGUAGCGGGGGCGGCGGAGGUGCGGUGGUGGCGGCGCCGUUCGUGGUGAAGACGUACCGGAUGGUGAACGACCCGUCGACGGAUUCGGUGAUCGCGUGGGGGAGGGAGAACAACAGCUUCGUCGUCGUCGACCCCUUCGUGUUCUCGCAGACGCUCCUCCCGGCCAAUUUCAAGCACAACAACUUCUCCAGCUUCGUGCGGCAGCUCAACACAUACGGAUUCCGCAAGGUGGACCCCGACCGGUGGGAGUUCGCGCACGGGGCGUUUCUACGGGGGCAGACGCAUCUGCUGCGGCAAAUAGUGCGGCGGAGUAGCGGGGGUGGGGGUGGAGGGAGGAGGAGGGAGGGGUGUGGAAAUGGGGAUGGGGGUGGGGAUGGGGAUGGC
Molecule: messenger RNA, 636 nt
Organism: Ananas comosus (pineapple)
Lineage: Eukaryota; Viridiplantae; Streptophyta; Magnoliopsida; Poales; Bromeliaceae
Product: heat stress transcription factor C-2a-like
Exons: 2
Biological process (GO): regulation of transcription by RNA polymerase II
Cellular component (GO): nucleus
Molecular function (GO): RNA polymerase II cis-regulatory region sequence-specific DNA binding; DNA-binding transcription factor activity
Source: RefSeq, a predicted model, not a curated record